Molecule: messenger RNA, 618 nt
Organism: Oikopleura dioica
Lineage: Eukaryota; Metazoa; Chordata; Appendicularia; Copelata; Oikopleuridae
Source: the annotation of a GenBank genome assembly
AUGGUCAGUUCCAUGAAAAUCCGCGAUCCGGACUCGAUGCGACUCCAUUCCCAGUCUUUCCACAGCAACUACAGUUCCUACAGUAUCGAUUAUCCAGUUGAACAGUCGUCGUCAAGAAGUCGCGUUUCCAGAUCAAGAACUCUUCCUGUCCAAGCAACGAGGCCAGAAGUCGAGAAUCGAAGAAGCGAAACUGAGUCGACUGACAAUCGUUAUCGCUUCAGAUUUCAGUCGGUUAUCACGAAUGAAAGACAAAUUGGAUUUUCCGCUGCGGAUUGGAGCUCAAAUUUUAAUACCUACAAACCGCCUGUCGUGCCAAAAGAGCCAAACAAUGCGCCGGCUAGUCGCAAAUUAUUCGAAGAGGCUUGUGAAGCCCCGGAACCGCAUCAAAGCGACGAGUACGAGCUGGAAAAAGUCGUUUCAAAGAUCAACUUUUCUUCCUCUCAAUACGCUGACCUGACGACUUGCAAGACCUGCCACGGCGAUUUGAAGGACGCUUUUUGCUUUAUUCCGUGCGGUCACGUGAUUUGCAGCGAAUGCGCUUUCGGAGAUCAUGGAGGAAGAUGCACAAGAUGUUGGAAGGAGAUUUCUUCGACCAACCGGGUCUAUCUUUUUGGCUAG